AUGUCUACUAAGAAGAAAGUGGUAGUGAAUUCGUACUUCCUUUCCCAGGAAGAUCAUAAGAAGUACGCUCCGCCUUAUUUCCAGGAUGGUGUGGAGAUCCUGGAGGAAACGGAGUGUACAACGCAGGGUGACUGGCCCUCAUGGCUGUCUGGUACUCUAGUUCGUGUUGCCGCCGGGAGAUAUACGGUGCCACUUUCUGAGGAUGACUCGAAGCCUGCAGCCAUUCUCCAGCACUUUUUUGAUGGUCUUGCGAUGCUCCAUAGAUUCCGCAUGCAUGAGGGGAAGGUUUACUACAAUAACCGACAUACUGCCAACGGGGUAGUGGCGAAGGCAAAGAAGACCGGAUAUCUCUCAUCUCAUUUCUUCGGACCAAACGCGAAUACGAGUCUGAUCGAGGCGGAAGACCCUUGUUCAGCGUUGUUUCGUACACAGCAAAGCUUUUUCACAGAGGGAGGGCAUUCUGGCCCUGAGGAUCGAAAUAUUGCGGUAGUUCCCCGUCGCGGGUACUCUCUUCCUCCAAGUUCCAAUUCUCUGGACCGCGGAGUUGCAUCAAACAAGCCAGAGCAGGAAGAACUCAUUGUUCAUACCGACUUCAACGCCCUCCAAGUGUGUGAUCAAAAGACCCUGGAGCCAAAGCGUCUUCUAACCUAUGCCGAAAUUGAUCCGGAACUUGCUGGCCACGGUAUAUGUGCCCAUCCCCCAAAAGAUCGCACAAUUGGCUGUAUCUACAAUUAUCUUGUCAACAAGACGGGAAAGCUGUCGGUGUUCUCUCUUCAAUACACGGAAAGCCCUGCCAAACUGAAGUGGAAGACCGAAAUUCCUUGCAAGCCAUGUUAUAUCCACUCAAUGGCAAUGACCCAGAACUAUGUGGUUUUCAUUCGCAAUCCAAUUUCUCUAGAUACCAGCGACGUGUCAAAGUCAAUCACCGAUAUGAUGAUUUAUGAAGAAGAAUCCCCGGUAUCUUUUUUUGUCCUAGACAAGUUCACCGGCAAGUUUUUGGCGCAAUAUGACGGUCCAAAUUUCAUGUUUUUCCAUACUGUCAAUGGUUUCGACUUCUACGAAUCGGGUGACAGAACUCUACAGAUUGAUAUCUGUGCUUACGACACUGCGUCUAUUCCGUAUCGGGAGUAUUGCGUCAGCAACGUGGUUGAUCCUGCUGAGCCUUUCGCUGAUGGUACACUUGUACGCUAUCAGCUUGAACGCCUAGACUAUCAUACGGAGUCGAAGAGUGUGGGAAGGGUGGUUGUAGCACAGUCGAUUCCAGGUACUGGAAUGGAGCUACCCAGAAUCGCAAAGUCUGCUUCAAUGAACCCGAACUACAGGUAUGUUUAUGCCACAGGAGGGAACGGAGAGUCAUCACCUGGUACACUUGUUCCUAUUGGGCGUUUAGGCAAUGGCCUGAAAGUUAUUCAGGCUGCCUUCUUCGGCAGUAUCGUCAAGUCAGACUGGGAGACUGGGUCAUUCUUGAAAUGGAAGCCUAGCGGCGGUGAGAGUUGUCCAUGCGAGCCGAUCAUGGUGUCACGACCUGGAUCUACCGAAGAGGAUGACGGGGUUGUUUUGACCAUAGUAUGCAACAAAACAGGUACUCACAGUAUCUUGAUCGCACUCGAUGCCAAAACGUUGACUGAAGUGGGCCGCGCGAUUAUGUCAACGGUGUAUCCAUUAGGCCCACAUGGAACAUUCAUUGAAAUGUGA
Messenger RNA from Penicillium hordei, 1695 nucleotides. Its product is annotated as carotenoid oxygenase family protein. Gene Ontology annotation, biological process: carotene catabolic process. The transcript has 6 exons. Bases 1 to 1695 code for a protein of 564 amino acids. NCBI's taxonomy places the organism in Eukaryota, Fungi, Ascomycota, Eurotiomycetes, Eurotiales, Aspergillaceae. The record is from RefSeq and is a predicted model, not a curated record. Gene Ontology annotation, molecular function: carotenoid dioxygenase activity.